Messenger RNA from Ceratosolen solmsi marchali, 782 nucleotides. RefSeq names its product chymotrypsin-1-like. The coding region runs from base 1 to 765 and encodes 254 amino acids. Gene Ontology annotation, molecular function: serine-type endopeptidase activity. Gene Ontology annotation, biological process: proteolysis. The transcript has 4 exons. NCBI's taxonomy places the organism in Eukaryota, Metazoa, Arthropoda, Insecta, Hymenoptera, Agaonidae. The record is from RefSeq and is a predicted model, not a curated record.
AUGAGUUUUAAGUUAGUGAUUUUUUUGUUUAUAUCAGUAUGUACUGGUACUUUUGGGAAGCAUCACAAAAUCGUCGGCGGCAAAGAUGCUCAAGUGAAGGAUUUCCCACACUCGGCGUCAAUUAGAGAAGCUGAUACAAAAAAUUACCACUGCGGUGGUUCAAUAAUUAGUAAUAAGCAUAUCCUUACAGCUGCUCAUUGUUUUUUCGAUUACGAUCCCACUGCAUUUAUAGUUUAUGUUGGAAAAAGUAAUUUCGACGUUAGAGUCCAAAGUCAUUACGCGAUCGAGAAUUGCUUAGUUCAUCCGCAAUUCACUGAAGAAGAAACCAGAGAAUCGAUGUUACUUUAUGACAUUGCCAUUGUUACGCUUGCAGUGCCAAUCGAAUUCACCCGAUAUCAAAAUAAAAUAAAGCUUGCGUACGGCAAUCCACCCGUAAAUGGUUUAGUCACUCUAACUGCUUGGGGAGCAGUUGCCACAGCCACAAGGACUCAUCCUAAACGAUUACAAAAAGCUUCUUUCAGAGUUCUCAGUAAUUACGAGUGUUCAUUAAGGGUCCAAUUCGUUGUUCGCAGCCAGCACCUGUGCAUAUUUUCGGAUGAUGCAGCCGGCGCAUGUUACGGAGACAGUGGAUCAGGAUUAAUCUUUAACGGAGAACUUGUAGCUGUUGCUUCUUUUGUUCAACCAUGUGCGGAAGGGAAACCCGACGUGUAUACUCGAGUCCAACCUUAUUUAAAUUUCAUUACAAAUCGCGUACAUUCUAACUGACUGAAUUAAAAAUAUUA